This is a messenger RNA of Pelmatolapia mariae (spotted tilapia), 5344 nucleotides long. RefSeq names its product amphiphysin (gene amph). The coding region runs from base 63 to 4259 and encodes 1398 amino acids. The transcript is spliced from 23 exons. The record is from RefSeq and is a predicted model, not a curated record. Lineage: Eukaryota; Metazoa; Chordata; Actinopteri; Cichliformes; Cichlidae. Gene Ontology annotation, cellular component: plasma membrane; synaptic vesicle; cytoplasm. Gene Ontology annotation, molecular function: phospholipid binding; protein binding. Gene Ontology annotation, biological process: synaptic vesicle endocytosis.
UCACACACCCCUCCCCCUCCCGUGUCUCCGGUAAUCCUCCGCUCUCUCUCGGUGCGGUCGUCAUGGCGGAAAUCAAAACGGGAAUCUUCGCUAAGAACGUGCAGAAGCGCCUGAACCGAGCCCAGGAGAAGGUUCUGCAGAAGUUGGGAAAAGCAGACGAGACCAAAGAUGAGCAGUUUGAACAGGUGGUCAUCAACUUCCGGAGGCAGGAGUCUGAAGGUUCUCGGCUGCAGAGGGAGAUGAAGGCCUACAUGUCUGCCGUUAAAGGGAUGCAGCAAGCAUCCAUCAACCUGACUCAGUCUCUGCACGAAGUCUAUGAACCCGACUGGCAUGGAAAGGAUGACGUCCUGACCAUCGGGAAGGACUGUGAUGCAUUGUGGGAAGACUUCCACAACAAGCUGGUGGACUCGACACUACUAAACCUGGAUGCAUACCUGCAGCAGUUUCCAGAUCUCAAGACCCGUGUCGCCAAAAGAAGCCGCAAACUCAUUGACUAUGACAGUGCCCGACACCACAUGGAAACCAUGCAGACGUCUGGGAUGAAGAAUGACCGCAAGAUGAUGAAAGCAGAGGAGGAGCUCAAAAAGGCACAGAAGGUGUUUGAUGAGUUGAAUACAGGUCUACAGGAUGAACUGCCAACUCUUUGGGAUCGCCGAGUCGGCUUCUACAUCAGCACCUUCAAGAGUGUAACGAGUCUUGAAGCAAAGUUUCAUCGUGAGAUCUCACUGGUGUGCAGAGAACUGUACGAAGUGAUGACAAAACUGGGAGAGCAGCACUCUGACAAGAUAUUCACCAUCCAAGGGGCUCCGAGUGAUUCAGGACCUCUACGACUCGCGAGAACCCCAUCACCACCAGAAGACGAGAGUCCGCCUGAUAGUCCAGAUCUCAGCACCAAUCAUAUGCUCCGUCCCAUCUCACCUGGACCGCCUCGACCCAAAUCUCCAACACAGCUUAAAAAGGGGCCACCGGUGCCUCCUCCACCAAAGGUCACACCAACCAAGGAGGUGGCAGAGGAACAGAUCAUCGACCUCUUUGGUGGAGAAUUUUUACCUGCUCCUUCGCCAUCACAGCCCAAUGAACGGCCCGGCGAAUCUCUUCUUGACCUGGACUUUGAUGCUUUUCAACCAGAUGAAAGCGUUUCACCAGUACCACAGACUGCUGUACCAUGGGACAUGUGGUCGGCGAAUACUCAAGCUGCUCAGCCUCAGGCUGCAGAUACCGGCUUUGUCGCUGACUGGUCUGCUGAUUUUGGUUCAGUGUCAGCCAACGGAGAAGAUGCUUCAGGAGCUGAGGAACCUGCUAUCCAUGGGGGUCCGACUGUGGGGCAGGAAGGGGCACAAGAAGGGGCGCAGGGUGAGACUCGGGGCUGGCCCCAGGGAGAAGGGAUUCAGCCAGGUGGAGAAUCAACAGCAAUCACCCAGGACAGUGAAAUCACACCAGCUGAAGAUGAGGUUAGCAGCUGGGAAUCUCAACCUAACUCCAACCUUCAUUCCUCCCUGUGCUGUGGAGAGGAUGAUAGUACAGGGCAGGCAGAUUCAGGGGCAGAUGAAUCAAGGAAGGAAGAUCGCAGGAAGUCUACCCCGGGACUUAUAUUCACCAAUGAGUAUGGUGAACAAAUUGAGGAAAUUGCAGAGGACAGAGAAGACAAGUGGUCCAGGUCUCCUGAAGGGUCAGGAUCUGAAUAUGAAACUGCUGAGGAGUGGGGUGAUGGUGGUCAGGGAGGAGGCUGGGCAAGUGCUGAUGAUGAGCUUUCAUAUGAUGAUCGAACCCAAGAGAAGAGCCAGAAGGUUCAGGCAGGUGGAGCUGUCCCAGGAGAUUGUCCUCAAACAAGAGAAGAAGUUUCAGAUUGUUCUAGUAUUGCAGCCAAAAGAAACAGAAAUAAUUCAUCCGAAGAAGUGCCAGAGAGACCAGAUGUUUAUCAAGAUCACUGUGAAACUGAAGGAGAAAUAGAUGAAAGAGUUUAUUUCUCUGAAACACAGGGAGGUGCGUUUGAUUCAGAUCCUUUUGCAGAAACUCAGGUAGGAGGUGCGUUUGAUUCCGAUACUUUUGCAGAAACUCAGGUAGGAGGUGCGUUUGAUUCCGAUCCUUUUGCAGAAACACACGGAGGAGGUGCGUUUGAUUCAGAUCUUAUUGCAGAAACACAGGGAGGAGGUGCGUUUGAUUCCGAUCCUUUUGCAGAAACUCAGGUAGGAGGUGCGUUUGAUUCCGAUCCUUUUGCAGAAACACACGGAGGAGGUGCGUUUGAUUCAGAUCUUAUUGCAGAAACUCAGGGAGGAGGUGCGUUUGAUUCAGAUCCUUUUGCAGAAACUCAGGGAGGAGGUGCGUUUGAUUCCGAUCCUUUUGCAGAAACUCAGGUAGGAGGUGUGUUUGAUUCCGAUCCUUUUGCAGAAACACAGGGAGGAGGUGCGUUUGAUUCAGAUCCUUUUGCAGAAACUCAGGUAGGAGGUGCGUUUGAUUCAGAUCUUAUUGCAGAAACUCAGGUAGGAGGUGCGUUUGAUUCAGAUCUUAUUGCAGAAACUCAGGGAGGAGGUGCGUUUGAUUCAGAUCUUAUUGCAGAAACUCAGGGAGGAGGUGCGUUUGAUUCCGAUCCUUUUGCAGAAACACACGGAGGAGGUGCGUUUGAUUCAGAUCUUAUUGCAGAAACACAGGGAGGAGGUGCGUUUGAUUCAGAUCUUAUUGCAGAAACACAGGGAGGAGGUGCGUUUGAUUCCGAUCCUUUUGCAGAAACUCAGGGAGGAGGUGCGUUUGAUUCCGAUCCUUUUGCACAAACCCAGGUAGGAGGUGCGUUUGAUUCCGAUCCUUUUGCAGAAACACAGGGAGGAGGUGCGUUUGAUUCCGAUCCUUUUGCACAAACCCAGGUAGGAGGUGCGCUUGAUUCCGAUCCUUUUGCAGAAACACAGGGAGGAGGUGCGUUUGAUUCCGAUCCUUUUGCACAAACCCAGGUAGGAGGUGCGUUUGAUUCCGAUCCUUUUGCAGAAACACAGGGAGGAGGUGCGUUUGAUUCUGAUCCUUUUGAAGAAAAACAGGGAGGAGAUGCGUUUGAUUCAGAUCCUUUUGCACAAUCACAUUGUGGAGACAAAAGGGGUGGUUUUGAAUUUGAUCCAUUUGCUGAGACUUCAAAGAAAGCUGAGGUUGUGUUAACUGGGGAUAGAAAGAGUGGGUGGGAUUUUGCCAACAGUUUCCCAGCCAUCUCUUCAGGGACCGGGGCUCCUGCUUCCAGCACUACCUCCUGGCAGGAAGGUAGUGGCAGCAAAAAUUCUGCAUCCAUCUGUGGAACAGCAGCAGCAGGAAAUAAAGAAGUAAACAAUCCCAGAAUUCACAAAGAACCAGAAAAUUCAGACAUGUCCGAAGAUGAGGCGGCAAACCGGAGAUUUGGAAAGUUGUACCAAGAGCUAGAUACAGAAAAGGAAGAGGUGGCCAAUACAUUUAAUGGAUUUUCACAGGAUCCAUCAUUUUUCGCAGAUUUUGAUAAGAUGAAUGAAGGAAACAGUGAAUCAAAUGAAGCUCUGGAAGCUGCAGAGGCCCAAACUGCAGGCUCAAGAGAGCCUGCAGCAGAAGACAAACCUCCAUCUCUCACUACUGGAGGAGAGCAAGAUGAGUGCCCACCUCUUUUUGCUGGAGAGGAACCUGUAUCUUCAACUGCAGGAGCAGAGAUGGAGGAACCUCCAGCUCCCCCUGCUGGUGAGGUGGAAGAAUCUGGAGCUGCUCCAGCUGGUCAGGACGAUACAGACACACGUUCAGACAGCCCGAAGGAGGAAAAGCCUGCUUCAACAGUGGUAUCUCCAGGCUCAGAACAGGCAGAGGUCAGUGAGAUUCCUCCUGCUGAACAGGCCAAAACUUCUCCCAGUGAAGCGGCUCCAUCGGAAAAUAUGCCAAUCCCUUCUGUUGUGAUUGAGCCUGCCUCAAGUAAUGAAGGCGAUGAUGACCGAGAUGCUGACAUCAUCUCUCCCACUGCAAUCAGUGACAAUGGGGUGACAACUGAAAACCAGAACAUCAAGCAUAUCAGUCCUUCUGGGGGAACGUCUGGACUUCCUGAUGAUUUCCUUUACAAGGUGGAGACCAUGCACGACUUUGAGGCUGCAAAUUCAGAUGAACUUGAUCUGAAGAGAGGCGAUGUGGUUUUGGUGGUUCCCACUGCCUCAGUGGAAGAUCAGGAUGCCGGCUGGCUCACAGGGAUCAAGGAAAGCGACUGGUUAGCAUUUGGAGCUGGUGCUCAAAAAGGACUUUUCCCAGAAAACUUUACUCAACAUUUGGAGUAAGAUGUUCCCUGACAUGGCAAAAUGAUAAGUAGAAACAUGAGUAAUCUGUGUCCCAGCCAUUGAAUCAGCAUGUAGCCAUUCCUUUUCUUGUAAGUUGUACCUGCUGCAGCUGUCUGCUGGACAACAAUAAAGUUUCUCUGGCAGGUGAAACUACUAAAAUGAAAUGUUAUUGUUAAAAAAGAAGAAGAGAGAGAGUAGUACUCUUCCCAGUUCCCCUGAUGAUUUAAGCAUGGUGUGGUAGUAUGUUCCACCCUCCUGUGGAAGUAAGAUAUGCCUUUUGUUUAAAUAGAAAUCAUAUAUAAAACAAUAAUAACUCAACAACAAAAAGCUUGAAGUGACUUCAGGUGAAAACAAAGGAAAAAGAUAAACUAUCUUUGCACUAAGUGUGUGGUAAUCAUUUUGUUUUGCUAUGAAAGGCUACAGAAACUUUAAUGCUGUGAUUUGUUUUUGAGUGCAACAUGAAACUCGGGUUUCUUUUUUCUGACACGUUGUAACUGUAACUCUUGAAUCACUGUUGAUGUUUUCUGUGUUAUCAUUAUUGGGUGUGUGGUGAUUGAUCUUUCAUUUGUAAUAUGUGUUGAUGAACUAACUCACUGGCCAGUGUUGCUUUGGUUCUGCUAAGGGGAUACUGAUGUUUAUUGUCUGGGUUUUGGCACACACAGUAGUGCAAAUGCUGCAUGAAAAUCCUAAAUAUUCAAAGUACAUAUACUAAAGAUGAAAAUAAAGAAUUUCUUGUGUGUUACGCAUAGAUUUGUGUAUGGCAUAUCAUCUGUAAAUUUGGUUACAAGAAAAAAAAAAAGCAAAUAAGGAAAAUUUUUGUCAGCGGUUUAAGUGUUUCAUCAAAUACAAGGUAUUAACAAACCAGUCUGCAAUUAUUUUUUUAGGCUUCAGAAAAAUUACCCUUAUACUCCAGAAAAUUUAAACCUUCAUCAAACUGGUUUUGAUAGCCAGGUGAAGCCUCCCAGUAGACCUUUAUGUGAUGCACACAGCCUUGAGAUAAUAUUGGUGUAAUGAAUUAAAUAGUAAGUUCCAUGUUUGAUAUUGUGUAUGGUUCUAUGGUAAUAAAAUAAAUAAUAAAACAUUAA